Molecule: messenger RNA, 321 nt
Organism: Carlito syrichta (Philippine tarsier)
Lineage: Eukaryota; Metazoa; Chordata; Mammalia; Primates; Tarsiidae
Product: transmembrane protein 131-like
Exons: 4
Cellular component (GO): membrane
Source: RefSeq, a predicted model, not a curated record
AUGGCAUGUUUUAUUUUCUUCACAGCAUUCAUUCAGUCAGAGAGCAUAAUAGAAGUACUGCGUUUUGAUGAUGGAGGGCUACUACAGACUGAGACAACACUUGGACUCAGUUCGUAUCAGCAGAAAAGUAUAUCUCUGUACCGGGGUAACUGCAGGCCCAUACGAUUUGAACCACCAAUGCUGGAUUUCCAUGAACAGCCAGUUGGAAUGCCAAAAAUGGAAAAAGUCUACUUACAUAAUCCUAGUUCCGAAGAAACUAUUACUCUAAUAUCAAUAUCUGCUACAACAUCACAUUUUCAUGCAUCAUUUUUUCAAAACAGG